Molecule: messenger RNA, 2822 nt
Organism: Triplophysa dalaica
Lineage: Eukaryota; Metazoa; Chordata; Actinopteri; Cypriniformes; Nemacheilidae
Gene: pros1
Product: protein S
Exons: 14
Coding region: 203-2212 (669 amino acids)
Cellular component (GO): extracellular region
Molecular function (GO): calcium ion binding
Source: RefSeq, a predicted model, not a curated record
UUGUCCACAGUGGGCUAGUUAGCCGUAGUGAACCCAUGACCUGCGGUGUUGUGUGUUUUCUGAAGUGGCAACAGCGCAACAUCAGACCGGAUCAGAUUGAGCUCUUCUGUCCCGAUCACACGACGCGCUUUAAGCGGGAGUAAAGUUUCCCAGCGCGGAUCUGAAGCGGAAAGUGUCCGGAUCGAGUGAAUCAAACAGCGGGAUGAUGUGUGGAAGCGUCGCGGCGCUGAGCGGCUCUCUGCUCGGCCUCAUCUUGCUGCUGCUGCCCGCUGAACUCUGUGCCUCUUAUAGCUUUCUUUCACAGAAUAAAGCGCAUCAGUUCCUUUCGCGACACAGACGUGCAAACGCAGGGUUUGAAGAGAGCAGGAAAGGGAAUUUGGAGCGAGAGUGUAUCGAGGAGAUGUGCAAUAAAGAAGAGGCGCGAGAAAUCUUUGAGAACUUCCCAGAAACGGAAUAUUUCUAUCCCAGGUAUAUUGAGUGUCUGGGGUUUCAUCGAGUGGGAGGCAAUAAUCCUCAGAACCUCCGGACCUGCAUUCGAGAGAUCAGUAACCAGUGUCUACCUCUGCCGUGUUAUAAGGAGGGUUACGAGCGCUGCGUGGAUGGUAAGGGAUCUUACACCUGCUUGUGUAAACCCGGCUGGAGGGGUCCGCACUGUAAGGAGGAUAUAAAUGAAUGCGAGGAUGCAGAUUUCCCUGCGGGUUGCAGCCAGACCUGCAGCAAUCUCCCGGGCAGCUUCAUGUGCAGCUGCGAGGAAGGCUUUUACAUGCAAGACAAAACCAAAUGCAUCGAUAUCAAUGAGUGUAUCGUGUAUCCAAGUACAUGUGGAGAACCUUCCAGAUGCAUAAAUGCUCCGGGUACCUUUGAGUGUCGAUGCCCGAAAGGAUUCAAGUACAACUCGAUAACAAAAGAGUGUUUGGAUGUAGAUGAAUGUCAGCAGAACGUGUGUUACGGCGAGUGUGAAAACUCAAUCGGGAGUUUCUCGUGUUACUGUGACGGGAGGAAGGGUGUGAAGUUGGCAGAAGACGGACGCCACUGUGAGAAUAUUCCCCAGUGUUUGGAUCUACAUGAUUAUAAACAUGGGGAAAUGCUUUAUCUGGGAGAGCAGUUCUCCGGUUUACCUGUUAUAUACCUGCGCUUCCUUCUGCAGCCAGACACCAGGUUUGCCGCUGAAUUUGAUUUCCGCACAUUCGAUCCAGAAGGCGUGAUACUGUACGCCGAGUCUGGAACGGACUCGUGGUUUAUGUUGGGCUUGCGAAGCGGCCGUAUCGAGGUCCAAUUUAAGAACGAAUACUCUGUCAAAGUGACUAGCGGAGGCAAAGCUAUCAAUGAUGGCCAAUGGCAUGUGAUCUCAGUGGAGGAGCUGUCGGGCAGCAUUAGUGUGAAGAUCAGCAAAGAAGCCAUCAUGAGUAUCAACAGUCCUGAACGUCUCUUUACUAAACUGGAAGCUAAAGUCUACAUCGCUGGAGUGCCAAGUCGCAACCAUAGUCUCGUCAAACCCAUCAACAGGAGGCUGGACGGCUGCAUUCGGGGCUGGAACCUCAUGAAUCAGGGUGCGUCAGGACUGAAGGGGGUGAUUCAAGAGAAGGAGAGCAAGCAUUGCUACUUGUAUGUUGAGAAGGGCUCGUUCUUCACAGGUGGAGGUUUCGCUCAAUUCCACAUAGAGUACAGCAGAUCAGACAGCUGGUUAGUGGAUGUUGUGAUGACAAUUCGCCCUUCAAGCAGCACUGGUGUUAUAUUUGCUAUGGUUACCAACGACACCGUCCCUCUAUCUGUUGCCGUGGUAACAAAAGGACCAGAGGAUGCGGAGCUGCAUGUGUUCCUGGAUGGCGUCUCUGUGGCCGUGCUUCAGUCGCUCAUGUUGUGUUAUCCAGAACGUCUGCUCGUAGAAAUUAGAGUUUCGCCGGAGCGGAUAGAGCUGACAGCAAACUCUUCCACGGUGUCCUACAGCGAUUCGGAGACUUUGAGUGCGGCCUUAUCUAAACUCAACAACACCCUGCAGAACCCUGUGCAAACAUAUAUAGGAGGACUUCCAGACCUUCCGCUGUCCAACACUCCCGUCUCAGCGUAUUAUCACGGCUGUUUGGAGAUCAAAGUUAACGGACAGAAGCUGGAUUUCGACGAGGCGGUCAGUAAAGACAACAGUAUUAAAUCUCACUCCUGCCCUCCCGUGACAGCCCCUGAACCCCCGUCCGCCCAACCCCACCCGCACUAGCCUGGAAAUGACAUCACGGCCAAUCGCAAGGAUCCCUAGCUGCAGUCGUUGUCUUCAUGUGCCUUUUGUGAGUCUGAUCUGAAUUCCUGUGAAUCACAAUAGUCCUGUUUCUCCUAACCGAGCUCUGUAUGACGGAUAAAGAGGGAUUCUGGAAUCACAGACGGACGUUAUCGUGAUAGUUUUUUUUUCUCUCUCUCUUUUAAAUGAAUGUUUUUAUUCCUUCACGUGUUAAUGCACUCGUUUUUUGACUUACCUGUGAAGAAUUGACCGAGCUUGAAGAACUUGUAAACAUUUUACACGUUCCCACUAUUUAAAGAUACAGCCGAUAUGUGAGUCCGUAACGAAAUAGAAAUAAAAAUGUUAUUGAAAUGUUCAUGCUGAAUUGAAAACAGGAGAGAUUUUCUCAGACUGCAGUGUGAAGUCUCCAGUAUUUGAUCAGUAUUGUCCCUGUUUGUGUGAGUGUUUUGUGUUAAGUUUUUUAACUUUACUAAGUGAUCAACUCACCGUAUUAUUUCUUUUGCGUUUGAUCAUUUUAACAUGAAUGUUUUAGGUGUUUUUUGACCAUAAGUACAGCAUUUAAUUCUUAGAAUAAAACAUGUCAAAUGCAGCA